Molecule: messenger RNA, 425 nt
Organism: Carlito syrichta (Philippine tarsier)
Lineage: Eukaryota; Metazoa; Chordata; Mammalia; Primates; Tarsiidae
Gene: TMA7
Product: translation machinery associated 7 homolog
Exons: 5
Coding region: 75-320 (81 amino acids)
Source: RefSeq, a predicted model, not a curated record
CUGUAUAGGAGCAAGGGUUGGGGGCGGGAGCUAGGUUUCCGGUGGCAGGGUCUGGGGAAGGGGCGGUAGGAACCAUGUCCGGCCGGGAAGGUGGCAAGAAGAAGCCCCUGAAACAACCCAAGAAGCAGGCCAAGGAGAUGGACGAGGAAGAUAAAGCUUUCAAGCAGAAACAAAAAGAGGAGCAGAAGAAACUCGAGGAACUAAAAGCGAAGGCCGCGGGGAAAGGCCCCCUGGACGAGGUGGAAUUAAGAAAUCUGGCAAAAAGUAAGCUGUUCCUUGUUCCUGAAGCCAUGAUGACUCUUGAUUCCAUUCAUAUUUAAACAUCCGUAUUCCCUGACAUAACUUCUUUUGCCACCUAUAGCUAGAACGAAGUGUUGUCUUGAAGCCUGUUGUACAUUUAAGAAUAAACUUUUAUAAAAAAUCAU